UCGUUUUUAGAAAAUAAACGUACUUUCGGUUUACCCUUAUCUGCAUAAACUGGACCAUGGCUAGUUUAAGAAAAAUUUCAGCUUACCUGUUCAGAACACAGUUAUGUCACCCCAGGACACUUGGUGGAUACAAGAAGAAUUCUUAUACAGCCGUAAAUUACCUUACAAAUUCUGCACAGUGUUACACAUUAAAUAUGUCAAAGAACUAUACAACAAGUAGAACUCUCUUGUGUGAUGAGGUGAAAAAGGCCCAGGGUUCAAAGAGGACGGGUGAACCAACCAUUUUCUCCAAGAUUGUUGAUAAGUCUAUCCCAGCAGAUAUCAUAUACGAAGAUGAACUGUGCCUGGCUUUCCGAGAUGUUUCACCACAAGCCCCUGUCCACUUUUUAGUGAUACCAAAGUCCCCAAUUCCCGGAAUCAGUGAUGUACACCAACAGGAUAAAGAGGUCAGAUAACUCAUUGUUUAC
Molecule: messenger RNA, 467 nt
Organism: Saccostrea cuccullata (small rock oyster)
Lineage: Eukaryota; Metazoa; Mollusca; Bivalvia; Ostreida; Ostreidae
Product: adenosine 5'-monophosphoramidase HINT2-like
Exons: 3
Coding region: 57-455 (132 amino acids)
Cellular component (GO): mitochondrion; cytoplasm
Molecular function (GO): hydrolase activity
Source: RefSeq, a predicted model, not a curated record